This is a messenger RNA of Hermetia illucens (black soldier fly), 2348 nucleotides long. RefSeq lists its product as uncharacterized. The record is from RefSeq and is a predicted model, not a curated record. The coding region runs from base 123 to 2273 and encodes 716 amino acids. The transcript has 12 exons. NCBI's taxonomy places the organism in Eukaryota, Metazoa, Arthropoda, Insecta, Diptera, Stratiomyidae.
GUUGCAUCAGUAUCUGAGGUGCUGUUCGGAACAACAAUUGCAAAGAUAAAUUCGCAUUUAAUUAAGUGGUUGCAGUUGCUGCAUGUGCAUUUCUCUGCUCCUCCAAUAAUUAUCUGCGAAAGAUGCCCGGAGUUGUGUUCCUGAUAGUGGUGCCGACAUCAAAUUUUGAGACUGAGCUGGCAAAGGGUCAGCAAAGGCAGCAGGAGCUGGGGCAACAAUGGGAUAACAAUGAACUUUCGCCAUUUAGACAACGAAUCGGGGGUGUCAAUGGGGUGCACGGUCAUGGCGGUGGCGGUGGUGGAGGCAACAACUUGAACAUCAAUCUUCCUGAUAACAAUGGUGUCCUUCGUCUUGAGGUCGAGCUACGUGACAAGAAUGCCGGAAAGCAAAAACGUGGAGCAGGACGUGGCUAUGGACGUGGGGGAGUAGGUCAAGCUGGUCGUGGUGGAGGACGUGUCAAAGCCACUCGGACUCCGAAUAACGAACAAAAGAGCAGUAGUGCGGACGUGUUGAUUCCAAUGGAAAAGAUACUAGAAGAACUCCUAUCCAAACUCGAAAUCGAGCACGUAACCUGGACAACAGAUCGAAAAGGAUAUUAUCACCACGUCAUUUUCCCGAUUCCAUCCGGUGAGCCAUGUGAAACCACCCUCCAUUGCUUGACGGAGUUGGGUAUAGGUAUCAGAUGGAACUCCAGUGUCAGUGUUUUGCCGUGCUCAGUGAGCUAUGAUGCACUAACAGCUAAUGAAAUGCUGGAGGAUGAUGAAAACGACCCGGAGGUUCGUUCAAAAUGGAACCAGUUCGUGGAAUCUAUUAAAUCGAAACUAACUGUUAAGCAAGUGGUGGAUGGUGUACGGGCUGGAGGAUCAAUUUCCUUCGAUUAUAUUCUCCUUAUAGUAACCGCCGACUCCUUAGCGGCUUUGGGACUUAUCGAAAACAAUGCUCCAAACAUCGUUGCAGCCAUGCUUGUCUCACCUCUCAUGGGUCCGGUCAUGUCUAUUACUUUCGGUACGAUAAUUUCCGACUACAAACUCAUAAAAGUUGGCUUCAUGACUUUGGCAUUAGGAAUGUUCAUUUCGCUUCUUUUUGGUUUCAUUUUUGGCCUAAUUGUUGGAACAACGGAUAUGCCUUGGGGAUGGACCGAUUGGCCGACCGAGGAAAUGAAGGGGAGAGGCAACGUGCGAUCCCUUUGGAUGGGAGUAUGUUGGGCGUUGACAUCAGGGACAGGAGUGGCUGUUGCAUUACUACUGGGCGCAACUGGCCCAUUAAUUGGCGUUGCAAUCUCGGCAUCUCUUCUACCACCUGUUGUUAACUGUGGUCUAUUCUGGGGACUUGCAUGCAUAUGGCUUAUUUAUCCUGGCAUAAAAAUGCCACAUCUGCAGGGAGAGCCGUAUACCGGGAAUUCAUCGUAUAAAUUCCUCUACACCAAUUACGUACCAACUGAGUUCUUCAUAAAUGGAAUCGUUUCAGGAGUUCUAACAGUCGUGAAUGUGAUUUGUAUUUUUAUUACAGCCAUUAUAGUCCUUAAAAUCAAGGAGGUUGCCGCGCCGUACACAUCGAGUCCAGAUCUAAGAAGGUUUUGGGAGACCGACAUCCGGACCGCAAGGGAGACCAAUCGGUCCACGAUUCGUGGCAAGCGGGCAUCAACACUUGCAUACUCGGCACUUAAUGAACCGAAAACGGCUGAGAUGAAAGCCGCCCUAGAGCAGGCUUUCAAGGAGGCAUCCCACGACGAAACAUUCCGGAAAGUUAAAAGAAUGAGCUAUUCCAGCAACGCUGUCGGCGAGAUUACACGCCGUCUUCCUUUCUCCGAAACCUCGGCAGACCAGCACACUUCACAUAGUGGGCAUGCCACUCCUCAAACAUCCAUUUACAACGCAGAUCCUAAACUGCUGGACAAGCUGGUAUCCACGCUACUUCUUGAGCGCAAUAACCCGGAAAAGAUCAUCAGGACACCAUCGGGUCGUCUUAGCCGGCGUCGAACUUUGUCAAGGUCUUUCUCAAAUGUAUUGGGGCGUUCCAGUAAAACCCUUCCACAAAAUCUGGUGACACCAAACGAUCUGCACAACAGCGGAAUUCAACUUACUUCGUUCAUGCCGACAAUUAUGGAGCAAAAUCAACCCCCAGCGAAACCAUCCCGGGUCGAUAGAGGCUCACGGAAUUCAUCUUUUAAAAGUGUCCUGAAUUCGAUUGGAAUGUCGGCUCAGAGACUAAGCCAAAAUUUAUCCAGCAACGAUGAGGAGAAAGCCAACUUGGCGGAGAAUAUUUUGCAGUGAACAGUGAAUAUGGAGUCCUUAGUAAAUACUAUUAGUAUCCAAUUUAAAGUGAAUAAAAUUACCGAGUUGCAUUCA